Molecule: messenger RNA, 3363 nt
Organism: Cokeromyces recurvatus
Lineage: Eukaryota; Fungi; Mucoromycota; Mucoromycetes; Mucorales; Mucoraceae
Exons: 9
Coding region: 369-3101 (910 amino acids)
Biological process (GO): nuclear-transcribed mRNA catabolic process, nonsense-mediated decay
Source: RefSeq, a predicted model, not a curated record
UAAUUUUAAAAUUUGAAUGGAUGAUAUUAAUAAACUAUUGGAAAGAUCAGGUCUUCUAGCGUUAAAAGAAUCUGGUUUAACUAUAGUUUCUUUAUUUGGUGUUUCUGAAAAUAACGAUCUACUGCUUCUCUAUCAAAUAUAGUCGUUACAUUGGCUAAUCGUAUUGUUGGCGCUAACGUUUUUACUUCAAGAAAUGAGCCUUUAAAUGAGAAUACUUUGGAGGUAAAAUGCAGAAAUUAAGCAACUCCAUGUUCAUCAGGUUUUUAUUUUUAUUUUCAUUUUUUUUUUAUUUUUUGCGUGUUUUAUUUUAGCUUGCAGAAGGGCUUCAAUUUUAUGUGGAUACAAAGUCAAAAACAAUUUAUUUAUUCAUGGAUUCUAAUUUAGAUGUAACAGUGUUUUCAAAGGAAAAGUCUUUCCCCGCUAGUCUAAUGGAUUAUCAAUCAAGUAUAAUGAGAGGCUUACUUUUUAUGAUGAUAAUAUCCCAUUUAGUCGUGCCUAUAUUACCUCCAUCUUUAUUGCCUGCAGAUUUCUUGUCAACACUUGUAUCACUUUCACAAGCCAAGUCAAAUAUGCAUACACAUUUAGCUCAGUAUCAAAGUUCUUGUUGGAAAUAUUGGAAUAUUUCGGUACCUAAUGCUUUAUUUGAAAAGAAAGAAAACGAACGUUCUAAUUCAACACUAAUGGGUUGGUGGGGGCCUGCAAAAGGUGUCCCAAUUUUAGUUUUCAUAAUUACAGACGUUCCAUUUUCAAAUAUUAUACCGACAGCUAUCAAGCGAAUGCAAGAUGCCCUUCAAACUAAAGUAAAAAACAUGUUUCGUGCUUUACAUUUAAUGCCAUCAAGACCAGAAGGAAGCACUCAUCAUCUUCCCGUCGAAGUUCGAUCUUUAUUUCUAUUACCAUCGGGUAGUCAACCUGUUAUUCAUAUUAUACCUGCACCAACAAAAGAAAUAAAUGAAAGCAUGGAAUCUGAUCUAUUACUUUUUAAUUUUGAUAAGCCACCUUCUUUAGCAUCCAGCAUUCAAGAUUUAUUAUCUACUUCUGAAACUAACUUACCUUCAGUUACACUUUAUCAUGAAUAUAGUGACAAGUUGUUAAAGAAUUUUGUAACUAUUUGGACAAAAACAGCUAUUUAUCGACAUCCUUUACACCAUCAUCAUCAUCAUCAUACUAAUAUGGGCCGAAAACUUGCAAGUCAAAAUGAUGAUAAUUUCAAGGCGACAUCAACACCUUUACCUACACCAAUGCAAUUUGCUUCAGCUGUUGUGCCUUUACUUUCCUUUUUAUUCAACAAGCCUAUCACUGAAAAUGGCGUUGAUUUUAAAAAAAUUAUUACAACACAAUUUCCAAGUACGAAAGGUAUGAUACAGCAAAUUGAAGUCAUUUUAAGAAAAAAGAUCAAAGAUAAUAUAGAGAUUGAACGAGUAUUUUCUAAAAGCCAUUGUAUGGAAAUUAUGCAAAAAUGCAACGAAGUAUAUUUACAGGAUUCUCCACCUUAUUAUGCUGAAAAAUAUCAUGAAUGGAAGAAAAACAAUGUUAUACGAAUGUAUUAUUCAUUAGCUCGUGGUCCUUGUAAAGAAGAAUAUGCAGUGCGACUCCAGCGUGACUGUGAUGCUGUUUGGAAAGGGGGAAGACAAAGUUGUGAGCAUGUUAGUUUAACAGGGAAAACAUGUCGUUUAAAGAUUGAUCAUGAAUUGGAUACAACUUUUUCAAAAUCUGCUAGAGAUGAAAGAAGUAGUAUGAUUGAUACAGCAAAACAUAAUAGUGGCAUUACUUUCUUUCACGCAUGUAAUUGUGGUAAAUCACAGAGAGUUAGAGAUGAUCCUUUUGAAGUAGAAGAUGCAAAUAUUAGAUUUUAUAACAAAUUUGAUUGUUGUUUAAUACCUGGUAGAGCUGCUUUAGAUAUAUGUAAAUCCAAGUAUGGAGAAAAGCAGGAUUUAGUAUUAAAUUACGAUGAAAUACCUGCGUAUGAUAUUUCGCUUUUAUAUCUCGGUCCUGCUAGUUUUUAUAAAAAUAAUAUAGGACUUGAUAAAGUGGAAGGAUUUACGAGUAAUACAAACUUUUUAAUUCCAUGGUCAAUGACUACUACUAGUGAAAUAAAGCUUAGACAACAAGAAAUGGCCAAUGCGGAUACUACUAGUCAACAACAAGAUAAAGCUCCAUCUUCGUCCUCUGCAACAGCACAAGAUAAUAAUACAGAAUGGCCCUUACUUGGAAAGUCACCACCAUCAACGCUUAAACCGGCUCCUACACCUAUUACAGUUGCCCCCUUAGACGUAUUUCCUGCUCUUGGUUCUAAUCUACCCUCCACACAUACACCGACUCUAUCUACACCAACAACGAUAACGAUGCCUAAUACAUCAAAUCGUCAAUUAUUUGAUACACGGCGUAGGAGAUAUCAUCGUGGAAGAGAACGUCUUCAGGGACUUGUUCGUGGUUAUGUUGGUGCUGAAUAUGAAUGUCCAUUUGGCCAUCGAUUUCUUAGUUGUGGUGAUGGACGUGUCUGUAAGCUUGGCCACAAAGGGCAUCCAAAGGAGCAUGGCAACUAUUUUGUUCAUCAAGAUUUACCCGUUUAUAUAAUUUGUCCCUGUACUUAUGCUAAUAAUACUAGCAAUAGUAAUAGUAGUAGUAGUAGUAGUAAUAAUAAUAAUAAUAAUAACAGUCUAAGCAAUAAUGCUAUUAGUAGCAAUAGUCAUAUGAUAUUAGGUCAUUCUUCUGUUACUGUUGCUGCUGCUACUGCUGCUGCUACAACGAAUGGUAGUAGCCAUCAUUUAGAAGUGAUUGCUCAGUUGCAACGUUUAUAUGUUGUUACCCCUGAUGAGCCAGCUAUUACUAUCUCUAUUGAACCAAAGAUAAAGAUUCAUGUCUCUGGUAAAGAAGAGGACUUUCAUAUUUUGGAUCUCGGUAUAAGUGAUAGUUUAGCUCUUGGACCUAAUAGUACCUAUGUGGUUCGUUUACCAUUUAUAUACCGCGAUAAUAAUGGAUCUCCUAUACCAGUUGAGUUAGACGUACAAAAAAGACUAAAAAGUGCUUUCUUACAAAAAGAUUGUAUCAAAUUUCAUUACAAGGAAUCUACAAAAUGGAGUAUAUCUACUGCAAUAUAAACAAGUACAAUAGUGAGACUACCACUUUUAUAUAUAUAUACAUACAUAUAUAUAUAUAUAUUAUAAUGAUGUAUUGUACAAAAACAACAACAAAUAACUCAUAUUAAUGGUUGAUGCAGAACGAACGAAAGAGCACCCGGGUUCAUUUUUUUUUCUUCCUAGUUUAAUGCAUAGAAUCUUAAUUUACAUUGAUACGAGAAGCAUUGUCUUUUUUAUGAUUGGCUAAAAUAUCUUUUAUAAGUCAUGCAAAAUUAAAAAAAAA